CUGUGAUGCUGCAGCUCCUGUAGGCUCUUCAGUCUCCAGUAAACAGCAGUCAUGGCGACAGUGGUCCAACCGCUCACACUGGAUCGAGAUGUUGCCAGGGCUAUUGAGCUGCUGGAGAAGCUGCAGGAGUCAGGCGAUGUUCCCGGUCACAAGCUCCAAUCUCUGAAGAAAGUCCUUCAGAGUGAGUUCUGCACAGCCAUCAGAGAGGUGUACCAGUAUAUGCACGAAACAAUUACAGUGAAUGGCUGUCCAGAGUAUCAGGCCAGGGCCACGGCUAAGGCCACAGUUGCAGCCUUCGCAGCCAGUGAAGGUCACUCUCACCCGCGGGUGGUGGAGCUACCGAAGACGGAGGAAGGGCUGGGCUUCAAUGUGAUGGGCGGCAAAGAGCAAAACUCACCUAUCUAUAUCUCCCGCAUCAUUCCUGGAGGCGUAGCUGAGAGGCACGGCGGCUUAAAGCGAGGGGACCAGCUCCUGUCUGUGAAUGGAGUGAGUGUAGAGGGAGAGCACCACGAGAAAGCGGUGGAGCUACUGAAGGCAGCCAAGGACAGCGUGAAGCUGGUGGUUCGCUACACCCCCAAAGUGCUGGAGGAGAUGGAGGCCCGCUUCGAGAAGCUGCGUACGGCCCGGCGGCGUCAGCAGCAGCAGCUCCUCAUGCAGCAGCAGCAACAGCAGAAUCUGGCCUCUCAGCAGAACCACAUGUCGUAGGCUGUUCCAAAAGAAGAAGAAGUGAAGAAGUGUGUGGAUCUUUAAGGCCAUCUGUUUGUGUUGAGGAUCCCAAAGGCGUCUCUCCAUCAUGGAGCAAAACCGACCGAAAGUAGAAGACUCUUUCACUCUCUCCCUUCCAGUGUACCACCGAUUACUGAGCAAAAACGAAGAGAGCGUUUGUCCUGAAUUUGGUGCUUUGAAAAACAAGUAUGAGGGAGGCUAACACUGAAAGUUUUGACUUUAUAGUCCCUUUUCUAGGUUCUACACCCCAGUCGUGACUUGAAUACUCCCUUUCUUGUGUUUGUAGUUUGGUUUAUUUUAUCCACUUGGUUUGCUUUCAUCCAUUUUGCAGUGGAUCCUUCGCCAUUUUUUCCAUAGAUAUCAUUUGUACAGUGUUGUUUCUAUUGAUUCCUCUACUGGUGCUUGUGUCUCUGUAUGAAAGACCAUUGAUUUCCUUUUUCUGUGUCCUGUUUUUGAUGAACUCUUUUUUACCUUCUAUAUUGUAGCAAGAAAAGAUUUUGUAUCUCGUAGGUUUAGCAAUAACACACUUUUUUUUAUUUGUUUUUUGUUUUUACAUUUUAAAAUGAAAUUCAUCACCGUACAUAUACAGAGUUUAUGUGCAAAUGUAAAUCACCGUAAAGCAAAUCGCAUCUUAUUCACUGUAAGGCAGCUCCUG
Neolamprologus brichardi is the source of this 1381-nucleotide messenger RNA. Lineage: Eukaryota; Metazoa; Chordata; Actinopteri; Cichliformes; Cichlidae. The record is from RefSeq and is a predicted model, not a curated record.